UUUUUUUUUUUUUUUUUUUUAUAAAUAUAUAUAAGGCUGAAGAAGUUUCUCGGAAGUUUUCCGACAUGAACACCGGGCCGGCUGUCGGGAAAUUCUGUAUGCUGCUGGCGACACUGCUCCUUCUCGCGAGCUCGCCUUGUCGAGCGGCCAAGCAGCCACCCGCAGCCCAGUGGUCCGCCGCGACAGAGGGCGACUUCAGGAACGGCACCCUUCUGCGCCGCCACAGGACCUGCGUGGAGAACCAGCAGUACCACUACCAAGGCCUCUGCUGCCUCAACUGCCAGGCCGGGACGUUUGUGCAGAAGGAGUGCGAGCACGAUCACCAGCAGGGGGUGUGCGCUCCCUGCGAACACGGACUCACGUACACGGAACAUUCCAACGGCAUGUACCGAUGUCUGCACUGCACGCACUGUCGACAAGACGAGAUGGAGACGGCGUCCUGCACCACCACGUCAGACACCAGGUGUCAGUGCCGAUCCGGAACCUUCUGCGUGCCUGAUCAGGCCUGCGAGGUCUGCAAACGCUGCGCCAAGUGUAAAGCGGGCGAGGAGGAGGUAAAGAAGUGCACGCACUUUUCCAACACGGUGUGCCAAAAGCGAGGCCCGUCUCCCACCCAGACGCCACCGGCCCGAAUACCGGCCACGCCCGCCUCGCCGGCAGACAUCGUGGUCCCCGUGGUGAGCUGCCUCUUCCUCCUCGUCGUCGCGGCCGCGGGAUUCGCCACGUGGCGGUUCGCCAUCAAGCGCUGCUCCUUCGACGGAACGUGUGCCAAGAGUCACUGCGACACCGGCGAAAUCAUCAAAAUUCCGAUCGACGAGAGCGCCCCCACGGCGGAGGAGUGCCAGAACAGUCGUAACGCCGGCCUGGAGGGCGACGACUCUCGUCCGGAAUCGCGUCCGCUGCUGCAGGAGACGCAGGCGGGCGUGACCAACAACAAGGCGUCGCCGCCCCUGGAGGACGAGGACCGCGGGCUGGGGGACAGCCUGCCCAACACCACCAGCUCGUCGCAGACCAGCCUGUCGGCGCUGCCCACCGUCGCCUCGUCCGGGGACAGCCCCCAGCAGAGCCCCGCCACCUGCAGGAUAAGCGACACCGCCAUGGAGGAUCCUCUGCAACACCGCCUGCUGCCGCUGCAAGAGUCUGAGAAGUCGCUGAAGAAGAGCUUCGACCUCUUCGACAAAUAUCUGGAUGUGCGGAUCCACAACAAGUUCUUCCGCAUGAUCGGGGUGAGCGACAACCACAUCCGCCUGGCGGAGAGCGGCGCGGCCGGCGACAAAGUCUACGAGCUGCUCAAGAACUGGAUGCAGCGGCAGGGCCUGAAAGCCGACAUCAACCACCUGCUGCAGGCCCUUCUGGACCUGGACCAGCGACGCUCGGCCGAGAGCAUCGCCUCCGAGGCGCUUAGGCGAGGUUACUACAAGCAUGAACGCGCUCCCUGAGGGACCCCGCCGUCGUCUCCUCUUUUGACUUGCCUCCUCUUAUCAAGAGCCAGUAGUUUUUCUUCCAAG
Molecule: messenger RNA, 1508 nt
Organism: Phycodurus eques (leafy seadragon)
Lineage: Eukaryota; Metazoa; Chordata; Actinopteri; Syngnathiformes; Syngnathidae
Gene: tnfrsfa
Product: tumor necrosis factor receptor superfamily, member a
Exons: 10
Coding region: 66-1439 (457 amino acids)
Biological process (GO): TRAIL-activated apoptotic signaling pathway; positive regulation of apoptotic process
Cellular component (GO): plasma membrane; cell surface
Molecular function (GO): protein binding
Source: RefSeq, a predicted model, not a curated record